AUGGAUUCUGGAACUUUCUUUGAGGGAGAUUACAUAUGGAUCGAGCCGGUAUCGAAUCGAGAGUUCGACGUGGCCAUUGGAGCGAGGGUUUUGGCAGCAGAAGGUCGCCGAAUCAGAGUCAGAGAUGACGACGGCCAGGAACAAUGGCUUCCACCAGAGCGACGGAUCAAAGCCAUGCACGCCACCUCCGUGCAUGGCGUGGAAGACAUGAUCUCCCUGGGGGACCUGCAUGAAGCUGGGAUCUUGAGGAAUUUGCUUAUACGAUAUAACGAUAAUCUUAUUUAUACAUACACCGGGUCAAUAUUAGUAGCAGUGAACCCCUAUCAGAUUCUUCCAAUAUACACCGCGGAUCAGAUCAAGCUGUAUAAAGAGCGAAAGAUAGGGGAAUUGCCGCCGCACAUCUUCGCUAUAGGGGAUAAUGCGUACGCGCACAUGCGUCGUUAUAGCCAGGAUCAAUGUAUAGUCAUUAGUGGAGAGUCUGGUGCGGGAAAAACUGAAUCUACCAAAUUAAUAUUGCAGUAUCUAGCUGCUAUCAGUGGGAAGCAUUCGUGGAUUGAACAACAGAUUUUAGAAGCAAAUCCCAUUCUUGAAGCAUUUGGAAACGCAAAGACAGUUAGAAAUGAUAAUUCAUCUCGCUUCGGUAAAUAUAUCGACAUACAUUUCAACAGCAAUGGGGUUAUUGAAGGUGCCAAGAUAGAACAGUAUUUAUUAGAAAAAUCAAGAAUAGUGUUCCAAGGCCCCGAAGAGAGAAAUUACCACGUUUUCUACUGUCUUCUAGCGGGGUUAUCGAAAGAAGAGAAGAAGAAGUUGGAAUUGGGUGACGCUUCGGAGUAUAGAUAUCUGUCUGCUGGAGGAAAUUUCAGUUGUGAGGGAAGGGAUGAUGCAGCUGAAUUUGGAGAUAUUAGAUCUGCUAUGAAAGUAUUACUGUUUACCGAAUCAGAAAUAUGGGAAAUAUUAAAACUAUUAGCUGCUGUUUUACAUUGCGGUAAUAUUAAAUAUGAAGCCACUGUUGUAGACAACUUGGAUGCGACGGAAAUAAUAGAACAAUUAAAUGUAAAACGCGUAGCAAACUUAUUGGGUGUUCCAGUAUCUUCCCUCAUCAAAGCGUUAACAAGGAAAACUUUAUUUGCUCACGGUGAAACUGUUGUAUCAACUCUCAGCAGGGAACAGUCCGUAGAUAUAAGAGAUGCAUUCGUCAAAGGAAUUUACGGUCGCUUAUUUGUAACGAUAGUAAAGAAAAUCAACGCAGCUAUAUACAAACCCAAAGCAACAACGCGUACUGCAAUAGGCGUACUUGACAUAUUUGGUUUUGAAAACUUCGACCAUAACAGCUUCGAGCAGUUCUGUAUAAACUUCGCGAAUGAGAAUCUUCAGCAGUUCUUCGUAAGGCAUAUCUUUAAAUUGGAACAGGAAGAGUACAAUCACGAAGGGAUCAAUUGGCAUCACAUAGAGUUCGUGGAUAAUCAGGAUGCGUUGGACUUGAUUGCUUUGAAGCAACUGAACAUUAUGGCUUUGAUCGACGAGGAGUCCAAGUUUCCCAAAGGCACAGAUCAAACGAUGUUGGCGAAGUUGCACAAGACACACGGCCUUCACCGGAACUACCUUAAACCAAAAUCUGACAUUAACACUAGUUUUGGACUCAACCAUUUCGCUGGUGUGGUCUUCUAUGACACGCGAGGAUUUCUAGAGAAAAACAGAGAUACGUUUAGCGCAGACCUUCUACAACUAAUCCAUAUUUCUACGAACAAAUUUCUUCAACAAAUUUUUGAGAACGAUAUCGUGAUGGGUUCAGAAACGAGAAAACGCACACCGACUCUGUCCACCCAAUUUAAGAAGUCACUAGAUCUAUUGAUGAGAACUUUGGGGACGUGCCAGCCUUUUUUUAUCCGAUGUAUAAAGCCAAAUGAGUUCAAAAAACCCAUGCUGUUUGACCGUGGCUUGUGUUGUCGGCAGCUACGUUAUUCAGGCAUGAUGGAAACUAUCAGGAUCCGAAGAGCCGGCUACCCAAUUCGGCACAGUUUCAAGGAGUUCGUGGAACGAUACAGGUUCCUUAUUUCAGGAGUACCACCGGCACAUAAAACUGACUGCAGGGCUGCCACCUCCAAAAUUUGUGCAACUGUUUUGGGAAAAUCAGACUAUCAGCUAGGUCAUACCAAAGUUUUUCUGAAGGAUGCUCACGAUUUAUUCCUUGAACAGGAGCGAGAUAGAGUGCUCACAAGGAAGAUACUAAUAUUGCAAAGGUCCAUUCGUGGUUGGGUAUAUAGGAGGCGGUUCCUGAAGAUGAGGGCAGCGGCCAUUUUGAUUCAGCGUCAUUGGCGUGGCAAGUUACAGAGAAUUCGGUAUAAUAAGAUGAAAGUGGGGUACGCGAGGCUUCAGGCUUUGAUUCGGGCAAGAGUAUUGGCCCAUCGAUUCAGACACUUGCGAGGGCAUAUCGUAUCAUUACAGGCUGCGGCGCGCGGCUACCUAGUCCGUCGAUCGUACGGACACAAAAUGUGGGCCAUAGUCAAAAUACAAAGCCAUGUCCGGCGUUUGAUCGCUAUGCGCCGUUUCCGGCGGUUGAAGCAAGAAACUAUAGCUCAUAAUGAAGCCCUGCGCUUGCGCAGACAGGAAGAGCAAAGGCUUCAGCACCAGGGCAACACGCGGGCUAAGGAGAUCGCCGAGCAGAACUAUAGGGAGCGUAUGUAUGAACUGGAACGGCGUGACGCGGAACUAGCACUUGAAGAAAAACGCCAAUUAGAAGCCAAAAGGACGCUACUGCAAGAGGCAGCUCGUAAACAAGACGAGCCAGUCGAUGACAGUAAACUGGUGGAAGCUAUGUUUGACUUCCUUCCAGAUUCUAGCAGUGAAGCACCGGCGCCCAAAGAUACUUGUGCAUUUAGCGAUUUGCCCCAACAAAGGGCUGAUCAACAAGAGAUGGUGACCCCAAUGCAAACAACGUCAGAAGAUGAGGAAGAUUUAUCCGAGUUCAAGUUCCAAAAGUUCGCAGCCACUUACUUCCAGGGCAACGUCACUCACCAGUACUCGCGAAAGCCAUUAAAACAUCCAUUGUUACCACUACACACACAGGGCGAUCAAUUGGCCGCUCAAGCGUUAUGGAUAACAAUAUUGCGAUUUACUGGAGAUCUACCGGAACCGAGAUAUCACACAAUGGACAGAGACAACACUUCGGUAAUGUCAAAGGUUACGGCGACUCUUGGAAGGAAUUUCAUUAGAUCCAAGGAGUUUCAAGAGGCACAAAUGAUGGGCGUAGAUCCCGAUGCCUAUUUGAACAAACAGAAGCCAAGGUCGAUUAGACACAAACUUGUGUCGUUGACAUUGAAAAGGAAGAACAAGCUUGGGGAGGAUGUAAGAAGGAAACUACAGGAUGAAGAAUAUACAGCGGAUAGCUAUCAAUCGUGGUUGGAAUCGCGUCCAACUUCAAAUUUGGAAAAACUUCACUUCAUUAUUGGACAUGGGAUACUGCGUGCAGAACUUAGAGAUGAGAUUUACUGUCAGAUUUGUAAACAGCUGACUAACAACCCGUCAAAGUCCUCACACGCACGUGGCUGGAUUUUAUUGUCGUUGUGUGUCGGUUGUUUCGCUCCGAGUGAGAGAUUUGUUAAUUAUCUUAGAGCGUUUAUUAGAGAGGGACCACCUGGCUAUGCACCAUAUUGCGAGGACCGCUUGAAGAGAACCUUCAACAAUGGAACCAGAAAUCAACCACCUUCCUGGUUGGAGCUGCAGGCUACAAAGUCUAAAAAACCUAUAAUGUUGCCUAUCACUUUCAUGGACGGUAAUACGAAAACACUAUUAGCGGAUUCAGCUACCACUGCAAGAGAAUUAUGCAACCAAUUAUCAGACAAGAUUGGUUUGCGUGAUCAGUUUGGUUUUUCCUUAUACAUUGCGUUGUUUGAUAAAGUAAGUUCACUUGGCAGUGGUGGGGAUCACGUAAUGGAUGCUAUUUCGCAAUGUGAACAAUAUGCAAAAGAACAAGGAGCGCAAGAAAGAAACGCUCCUUGGAGGCUGUUCUUUAGAAAAGAAAUAUUUGCACCUUGGCAUGACCCUACCGAGGACCAAGUAGCGACCAACCUUAUUUAUCAGCAGGUUGUACGGGGUGUCAAAUUCGGCGAGUAUAGGUGUGAUAAGGAGGAAGAUUUAGCGAUGAUUGCCGCUCAGCAAUAUUACAUUGAAUACGCUCAAGACAUGAACAAUGAGCGUUUAUAUACUCUAUUGCCAAAUUAUAUACCAGAUUAUUGCUUGACAGGCGUUGAAAAAGCUGUCGAUCGAUGGGGCGCUCUCGUGGUGCAAGCGUACAAAAAGAGUUAUUAUGUUAAAGAAAAAGUUCCUGCAUAUAGAGUUAAAGAAGACGUUGUGAGUUAUGCUAAGUUCAAAUGGCCCCUAUUGUUCUCCAGAUUUUAUGAGGCGUAUAGAAAUUCCGGUCCCAAUUUACCCAAAAACGAUGUCAUUAUCGCCGUGAACUGGACUGGGGUGUAUGUCGUCGAUGAUCAAGAGCAAGUGCUACUCGAGUUGUCGUUCCCUGAAAUUACAACAGUUUCCAGUCAAAAAACUAACAAAGUGUUCACGCAAACUUUCAGUUUAGCCACAGUGCGCGGCGAAGAGUUUACUUUCCAAAGCCCUAAUGCCGAAGACAUUAGAGAUCUAGUCGUUUACUUCUUGGAAGGUUUAAAAAAGAGGUCGAAAUUCGUCAUCGCAUUGCAGGACUACAAGGCACCGGGUGAAGGGUCUAGCUUCUUGACUUUCCAAAAAGGGGAUCUUAUUGUAUUAGAAGAAGACAGUACAGGGGAAUCUGUACUGAACAAUGGCUGGUGUAUCGGUCGUUGUGAAAGGUCUAUGGAGAGAGGAGAUUUUCCAGCCGAAACAGUUUAUGUAUUACCAGCGUUAACAAAGCCACCUGCUGAUAUUUUAUCACUUUUUUGUCAAGAAGGUGCCCAGCACGGUCGAAAAGCCCCUACUAGUACGUUCAAUGGCACAGACCCUAGAGACAAACCACACACACUUUUAGAGUACGCAUUAGAUCACUUCAGACUACCCCCUAAAAGAACAGCUUCCAAGACCUUGACACUUUCCUCGGCUAAAAGAGGUGGUGCUGAAGAAUUGUGGCGCCAUUUUAGAGAGCCUAUAAAACAACCUUUGCUUAAGAAGUUGCAAGCCAAAGAAGAGUUAGCUGAGGAGGCGUGUUUCGCCUUCACUUCCAUAUUGAAAUACAUGGGAGAUUUACCUUCAAAACGUCCUAGGAUUGGCAAUGAAUACACAGACCAUAUCUUUGAUGGGCCGCUGAAGCAUGAAAUUCUGCGAGAUGAGAUAUACUGCCAAGUAAUGAAGCAACUGACUGAUAAUAGAAAUAGAAUGUCGGAAGAGAGAGGAUGGGAGUUAAUGUGGCUUGCGACAGGCUUAUUCGCAUGCAGUCAAGGCCUUCUCAGAGAGUUAACAUUAUUCCUUAGGACUAGAAGAUAUCCAAUUGCUCAAGAUUCACUCCAAAGACUUCAAAAGACCUUGAGAAACGGCCAGAGAAAGUACCCGCCUCAUCAAGUCGAAGUAGAAGCCAUACAGCAUAAGACCACUCAAAUAUUCCACAAAGUAUACUUCCCCGACGACACAGAUGAGGCAUUCGAAGUAGAUUCGUCUACGAGAGCGAAAGACUUCUGUCAAAAUAUAGCGCAAAGAUUGAAUCUCAGGUCUAGUGAAGGUUUUAGUUUAUUCGUUAAGAUAGCUGAUAAGGUUAUAUCCGUUCCUGAAGGCGACUUUUUCUUCGAUUUUGUAAGACAUUUGACUGACUGGAUCAAGAAGGCGAGACCGACGCGAGACGGCAUCACACCUCAAUUUACAUAUCAGGUGUUCUUCAUGAAGAAGCUAUGGACAAACACGGUCCCGGGCAAGGACCGAGCCGCAGACGUGAUCUUCCACUUCCACCAGGAGCUGCCGAAGCUGCUUCGCGGGUAUCACCGUUGUGGGCGGGAGGAGGCUGCUCGCUUGGCUUCUUUGGCUUACCGAGCCCGAUUCGGUGAUAACAAGCAAGAGUUACAAGCGAUACCUCAAAUGCUCCGUGAACUAGUCCCAGCCGACCUCAUAAAAUUGCAAAGUUCCGCCGAUUGGAAACGUGCUAUUGUGGCGUCAUACAAUCAGGAUGCUGGAAUGACCCCUGAAGAUGCGAAGAUUACCUUCCUGAAGGUUAUUUACCGGUGGCCAACAUUUGGAUCUGCAUUUUUCGAAGUGAAGCAGACGACGGAGCCAAAUUACCCUGAAUUAUUGCUGAUCGCCAUUAACAAACAUGGCGUGAGUUUGAUUCAUCCACAGACCAAGGAAAUUCUAAUCACACAUCCAUUCACAAGGAUAUCGAACUGGUCGUCCGGCAACACGUACUUCCACAUGACGAUUGGAAACCUCGUUCGAGGAUCAAAACUCCUCUGCGAAACUUCAUUGGGCUAUAAAAUGGACGAUUUGCUCACGUCCUAUAUAUCUUUAAUGCUCACCAAUAUGAACAAGCAAAGAUCGAUGCGUGUUAAAUAG
This is a messenger RNA of Pieris macdunnoughi, 6507 nucleotides long. Lineage: Eukaryota; Metazoa; Arthropoda; Insecta; Lepidoptera; Pieridae. The record is from the annotation of a GenBank genome assembly.